Pelobates cultripes (western spadefoot toad) is the source of this 1058-nucleotide messenger RNA. NCBI's taxonomy places the organism in Eukaryota, Metazoa, Chordata, Amphibia, Anura, Pelobatidae. The record is from the annotation of a GenBank genome assembly.
AUGUGCCAGCUAUACCCACUCUGCUAUUCCACACUGUGCCAGGCUAUAUCAACUCUAAUAUUUCAUGCUGUGACAGGUUAUACCGGCUCUGCUAUUUCACCAUGUGCCAGGCUAUACCCACUCUGCUAUUCCACACUGUGCCAGGCUAUAUCAACUCUAAUAUUUCAUGCUGUGACAGGUUAUACCGGCUCUGCUAUUUCACCAUGUGCCAGGCUAUACCCACUCUGCUAUUCCACACUGUGCCAGGCUAUAUCAACUCUGCUAUUCCACAUUGUGCCAGGCUAUAUCAACUCUAAUAUUUCAUGCUGUGACAGGUUAUACCGGCUCUGCUAUUUCACCAUGUGCCAGGCUAUACCCACUCUGCUAUUCCACACUGUGCCAGGCUAUAUCAACUCUGCUAUUUCAUGCUGUGACAGGUUAUACCGGCUCUGCUAUUUCACCAUGUGCCAGGCUAUACCCACUCUGCUAUUCCACACUGUGCCAGGCUAUAUCAACUCUGCUAUUUCAUGCUGUGACAGGUUAUACCGGCUCUGCUAUUUCACCCUGUGCCAGGUAUAUCCGCUCUGCUAUUCCACACUGUGCCAGGCUAUAUCAACUCUGCUAUUUCAUGCUGUGACAGGUUAUACCGGCUCUGCUAUUUCACCAUGUGCCAGGCUAUACCCACUCUGCUAUUCCACACUGUGCCAGGCUAUAUCAACUCUAAUAUUUCAUGCUGUGACAGGUUAUACCGGCUCUGCUAUUUCACCAUGUGCCAGGCUAUACCCACUCUGCUAUUCCACACUGUGCCAGGCUAUAUCAACUCUAAUAUUUCAUGCUGUGACAGGUUAUACCGGCUCUGCUAUUUCACCAUGUGCCAGGCUAUACCCACUCUGCUAUUCCACACUGUGCCAGGCUAUAUCAACUCUGCUAUUCCACAUUGUGCCAGGCUAUAUCAACUCUAAUAUUUCAUGCUGUGACAGGUUAUACCGGCUCUGCUAUUUCACCAUGUGCCAGGCUAUACCCACUCUGCUAUUCCACACUGUGCCAGGCUAUAUCAACUCUGCUAUUUCAUGCUGUGA